Cloeon dipterum is the source of this 1210-nucleotide messenger RNA. RefSeq names its product beta-1,3-glucan-binding protein-like. The transcript is spliced from 8 exons. Gene Ontology annotation, molecular function: hydrolase activity, hydrolyzing O-glycosyl compounds. Gene Ontology annotation, biological process: carbohydrate metabolic process. NCBI's taxonomy places the organism in Eukaryota, Metazoa, Arthropoda, Insecta, Ephemeroptera, Baetidae. The coding region runs from base 70 to 1182 and encodes 370 amino acids. The record is from RefSeq and is a predicted model, not a curated record.
GCUCAAUGGACUCGAACACCAAACAGAGUAUAAAGCUCAAAUGCCUCCCCCAUAACCGCAUUCAUCAAGAUGAAAACGAUAAUCGCGCUGUGCCUAGUCGCAGCUUGCUGUUCAGCGAAAAUUAGCGCUGAGCAAAAAUGCGAGCCCUCAGCGACUCGAUCGAGCACGGUCCAGGGGCAAAUUUGCAAGGGUGCCCUUAUCUUUGAGGACAACUUUGACUUCCUUGAUCUAAGUAAAUGGAGCCACGAGGUCACCUUGGCUGGCGGAGGUAACUGGGAGUUCCAAGUUUACUGGGCCGACCCUGCCAACAGCUUCACCUCAAACGGCAAUCUCAACAUCCACCCUGGCAAGUUGGCCGAUAUCUAUGGCAAUGAUUUCCUCUACAGCGGUACCCUGGACCUUGGACCAAGCUGCACCCAGGAUUGGAACUUUGGUUGCGUGAGGACUGGAAAUUCGGAGAAUAUCCUGAAUCCGGCAACGUCUGCCCGCCUGCACACGGUCAACACCUUUGGCUUCACCUAUGGAACCGUUGAGGUCCGCGCCAGGAUCCCUGCUGGAGACUGGAUCUGGCCAGCCAUCUGGAUGAUGCCCCGAUACAGCGUGUACGGAGGGUGGCCGACCAGCGGCGAAAUCGACAUCAUGGAGUCGCGCGGAAACCGCGAGCUGGGCUCUUUUGGCGGCGCCGGCGUCAACAUUGGCGUUGAGCAGGUUAGUUCAACCAUGCACUGGGGCCCUGAUUUCGCCCACAACCGCUAUUACUUGACUCACUGGGAACGUAACUCCGUGCCUGGAUUCAACAAUGACUUCCACCUGUAUCAGGUUGAGUGGACGCCAGACUACAUCAAAUUCAGCGUGGACAACGUUGAGCAGGGCACCGUAACUCCCCCUGCUGGUGGAUUCUAUGAGUUGGGUGGCUUCGCCAACGAGGGCAUCGCUAACCCCUGGGGUUCCUCCAAGAUUGCCCCCUUCGACCAAGAGUUUUACCUGAUCCUCAACGUUGCCGUUGGAGGCACCAAUGGAUUCUUCCCUGACGGCGUUGCCAACCCUGGCGGAAAACCCUGGUCUAACGCCUCGCCGACGGCGUUCAGGGACUUCUGGGAAGGCAGAGGCCAGUGGGAGCCUACCUGGCAGGGUGACACCACUGACAUGCUGGUCGAUUACGUCAGAGUCUGGGCUUUGUAAUUUAAAUAAAAGUUGUUUAGAAAAGAAA